AGAAGACCAACUUGGCUUCUGCAGAUAAAACGCAAACGAGAUUUUUCUGUGAGAUUUUAUUUUAAUAGUUUGUGGAGUGAAACGCAGAUUUGUGGAAAAAUGAAAUCCAUGUUGGCAAUCGACGCGGCCGAGUACAACGCGGCUACAGACAGAAUCAGCAAUGCUCUGGCAACACUGAGAGACGAAAUGAAAUCUCUUCGCCAUCAGGACGUUACGCUCAUGCGCCAGUUCAUCACCAUGAACGAUACCAUCCGCAGUCUCAGCAAGGAUCAAAAGACAGAGCGGACGCGCAAGAAGCGCAUGCGCAACCGGACGCUGGUGGCUCCACCUGUCCUGCCGCAGACGACACUCGUGCGUCAGCAGAGCGUGCCGCGGUACUGUGACGUCAUACCGGAAGUGCGUGAGAGGACGUGGUCAUGCUCAAGCGACGAAUAUUCGGAGAGUUCCCAGGACGAAUCCUUGAGUGACAGCAUGACGUCAUUGGCGGAAGAAACUUCGUCCGAUGACGACGACAGAAUGUCGUCUGCGAUACCCGUCUUCCGACCCAGAGAGCUCGCGCGACAAAGAUCGAGGUCUGACGAGACGCAAACACAGUCUGAGCACGAGUCGUCUGCUGUUGAAAAAGUGCUGCGUCACAAUGUACAGUUGUGGAAAGGGCGGCAAUCCAAUGUAGACAGUGACUCUGUGUUCGAGGACAGCAUCUCGGAAUCAGACGAGAGUUUAUGAGACUUGUAUUGUUGUUGUUGUUAUGUUCAUUAAGUGUCAUUUUCGUUCAUCGACAAAUGAUAAUUGCAUAUAGUUAUCACGCUAAACAAUAGACAGAUUUCGUGUUUGAAUUAUUUCACAACAAGUCUUCAGGAAAACAUAUUUUCUUGUCUUUUUGUGACAUGAUUGGACUGGAAUAUUGGUAAUAUUCCCGGAACCUCUUUCAUUUACUCAUUUUGCAUUUAAACUAACUUCUGUAAAUGUUGUAUGACUGAAUGAGUGUGUAUGCAUUUUUGUUGUUUGUGUAUGUUGUAUUAACAAUGGUUACAAAUAGGCCACAGUAAAAUGAAUAAGUGUGAUAUUAACUAAAAGUUUUUGACCCAAUACGUUUUAGAUCUAAAUUAAUGUAUAUAACAUUCACGUUUUUUCUUCAAUCAUAAAAUGUAUAAUUACAAAUAAUCAAUUUUCAUUGAUUGCAAUAUUAUUCGAAUUUUUGGCAAUCCUAUUCCGAGUUAGCUUAUAAAAGAAUGUUUCAUCGAAGUCAGAAAUGGUUUCAAUGAUUAAUCUUACUUGCAUCGUGUUUUAGUUAUACCGUCAGAGUAGCAAUUGAUUUAUUUAUAACUUCCAUGACCCUGUUUUGGAUUGUCAAUUGAAGUUGGUAGGAAACCUUCGAGAUUUUUGUUAAAAUAUCAGUCCGUUCUAUACUAAUGACUCUGUGGUCUAAAUGUAACCAACGGCAUUGUUUUCAAUACCGAAUACAUGUGCCGUACUUUAACACUUAAUAUUCGUUCCACGCCUGAAAAACAUCAGUUGAUAACAUUCUUGUACGACUAGAUCUUCAUCAGAGUUCUUUGAGUCACAAAUCAAGAAGCAAACAAUGUUGUGUUUACAUCUUGAACUUGACGCAUAUUCAAGUUAUCAUUUUUAUUUAUCGAACUAACAGAGAUCACAAUCAUGUCAUCAUGAUUUAACGAUAAGAACCAGGGGAUAACGGUCUAGUCUGUCAACAUAGUUAUCUUUCGGAUUACGAUCAAUAGUUUUUUGAUAAGUUUUCAUGUUAUGUAUUUCGACCCACUAUCGCAGACGGCGUUGCUUUAAAUACAGACAUAAUUAUAUUAUUUUGUUUGUUUGUGUCAAUUGUCGGUCAUUGUCUUAUAUUUAUUAUCAGUCUAUGUUUGUGUUAAUUAUUUACUGUUCGUUUUUUUUUAAUACGGCGCCAGUGUUUGUUAGUGUUUGAAUGUAUGAAAGAUUUCAAUGUAAACAUUAAUUGUUAACGUAUAUUCAUUUAUUUCAUAAGUCGACAAUCCCCAAAACACGGGAGCUUUAUUUUACCGUCAUUUAAGACAAUGAUAGUCCAAAAAUCAUUGAAGCCAGUAUGAACCACUAUUCUUAAUACACAAUACAAUUCAAUAUACGGUAGCUUAAAUAAAUACUUUUCAAUGUAAGUCAUUCAUAACAAAUUGUAUUGCAAUCACUCACUUAUGGUGAUUAAUUCAAAGUCUCGUUUUAUAUGAAGAAUAUCAUGUUAAAUUUUAUAGAACGAAACUAUUAAAUAUUUAUUUAAAAUUAGCUGUUUUAGUUCAUGACGCUUAGUCUUUCAGUAUGUCUGUCUGUAUUAAAAGCUAUGCCCGUCUGCACCAUAUCUGCAAAUUUUACUGCUCUCUUAAAUUAUUGUUUCGCAAAUACGAAUAAUAACAUGAUUCCUGUUUAUAUAACAGUUUUCAUGCUAAAAAUCUAUUUUUUCAAAUACGAACAAUAAAAGAUUCCUCU
Messenger RNA from Dreissena polymorpha, 2475 nucleotides. RefSeq lists its product as uncharacterized. The coding region runs from base 100 to 726 and encodes 208 amino acids. The record is from RefSeq and is a predicted model, not a curated record. The transcript is spliced from 3 exons. NCBI's taxonomy places the organism in Eukaryota, Metazoa, Mollusca, Bivalvia, Myida, Dreissenidae.